Athene cunicularia (burrowing owl) is the source of this 2051-nucleotide messenger RNA. It is a transcript of the gene NPAS2, whose product is annotated as neuronal PAS domain protein 2. The coding region runs from base 23 to 1936 and encodes 637 amino acids. NCBI's taxonomy places the organism in Eukaryota, Metazoa, Chordata, Aves, Strigiformes, Strigidae. Gene Ontology annotation, biological process: circadian regulation of gene expression; regulation of transcription by RNA polymerase II. Gene Ontology annotation, cellular component: nucleus; CLOCK-BMAL transcription complex; cytoplasm. The record is from RefSeq and is a predicted model, not a curated record. The transcript is spliced from 18 exons. Gene Ontology annotation, molecular function: RNA polymerase II cis-regulatory region sequence-specific DNA binding; DNA-binding transcription factor activity, RNA polymerase II-specific; protein dimerization activity.
AAAAAACUGCUUAGACAAUCUAAUGGAUGAAGAUGAGAAAGACAGGGCAAAGAGGGCUUCGCGUAACAAGUCUGAGAAGAAGAGGCGCGAUCAGUUCAAUGUUCUCAUCAAAGAACUCAGCUCCAUGCUUCCAGGCAACACCCGCAAAAUGGACAAAACUACUGUGCUGGAAAAAGUCAUUGGCUUUCUGCAGAAACACAAUGAAGUCUCAGCACAGACGGAGAUUUCUGAAAUUCAGCAGGACUGGAAGCCUUCAUUUCUCAGCAACGAAGAAUUCACGCAGCUGAUGUUAGAGGCAUUAGAUGGAUUCAUUAUAGCAGUAACCACAGGUGGAAGCAUCAUUUAUGUGUCUGACAGCAUCACACCUCUUCUAGGGCAUUUACCGUGUGAUGUCUUGGAUCAGAAUUUGUUAAAUUUCCUCCCAGAACAAGAACAUUCAGAAAUUUAUAAGAUGUUAUCUUCUUGUAUGCUUAUGACGGAUUCUGCCUCAUCGGACUACCUAAAAACUGACAAUGAACUAGAGUUUUAUUGUCAUCUUCUGAGAGGAAGUUUGAACCCAAAGGAAUUUCCAACAUAUGAAUACAUAAAAUUUGUAGGAAAUUUUCGGUCUUACAGCAAUGUGCCUAACUCCACUUGCAAUGGCUUUGAUGAGUCUGUCCCAAGGGCUUACAGAACAUCCCCGGGAAAGCAAAUCUGCUUCGUUGCAACUGUUCGUUUGGCAACGCCUCAGUUUUUAAAGGAGAUGUGCAUCGUGGAAGAACCUCUAGAGGAAUUCACAUCAAGACACAGUCUGGAGUGGAAAUUUUUAUUCCUGGAUCACAGAGCACCGCCGAUUAUAGGAUACUUGCCUUUUGAAGUGUUGGGUACUUCUGGCUAUGACUAUUACCAUAUAGAUGACCUCGAGCUGCUAGCAAGGUGCCAUGAACACUUGAUGCAGUUUGGCAAGGGGAAGUCAUGCUGCUAUCGGUUUCUGACCAAAGGACAGCAAUGGAUCUGGCUCCAAACCCAUUACUACAUCACCUACCAUCAGUGGAACUCCAAGCCAGAGUUCAUUGUGUGCACACACAUGGUGGUAAGUUAUGCAGAUGUUCGGGUGGAGAGGAGACAGGAGAUGGGCUUGGUAGAAGUGUCCUCAGAGGUUGUGUCCUCAGCACUAAAGGACAGUGGCACCAGCUUGGAUCCUGAACAGCACUUUAAUGCACUUGAUAUUGGUGCCUCAAUCCUCAGUGCUAGUCGGACACCCUCAGUAUCAUCCAGGAGCUCACCAAAAUCUUCUCACACACCCAAGUCAGACCCAGCAUCUACACCAACAAAGCUGCUUGCAGAGUCUAACACUCCCUUGCCAAGAACACCGAGUGCGCAGCAAGAUUUAUCCGUGCAUAGACUCAGUCAACCUACUGCUCUUCAGGUUUCUUUGCCUUCUCAGCCUCCAUGUGAGCUUCUCCCACAGCAAUUGCUGCCUCAAGCAACUCUUCAAAGUCAGCCUGCACCUCUGGCACAGUUUUCAGCACAGUUCAGUAUGUUCCAGACCAUAAAGGACCAGCUAGAGCAGCGGACCCGGAUCCUGCAGGCCAACAUCCGGUGGCAGCAGGAGGAGCUCCAGAAGAUACAGGAGCAGCUCUGCCUGGUCCAGGACUCCAGCAUACAGAUGUUCCUACAGCAGCCGACGGUGUCCCUGAACUUUAGCAAUACUCAGCAGCCGGAGCCACAACAGCUACAGCAGAGAUCAGGGGCCAUUUCUCAGCAGCAGCUUGUCCCCAGUCCUCAACUUCAAGGGCAAAUUGCGUCUUCGCAAACAGCAAACCAGCAAGCACUGAGAGAAGCAAGCGUGAUAUCGAGCCAGACUGUUGCUCAGCCAGCCUAUUCAGCCUAUGAUGCCUGGGUCCUGCAAUGCACGACACCCUUCAGACCUCAGCAUGGCGGGAUCCCAGCCUAAGUAUUCUCAAACCCAACAAAUGUUUCAAAGUUUGGAAGUGCAGACUUCCAGCAGCAGCUCUCCAAUCGUACUGAUGGGACAAGCAGUGUUAAACCAAGGGUUCACCACUACACCU